This is a messenger RNA of Humulus lupulus (European hop), 1882 nucleotides long. Its product is annotated as suppressor of mec-8 and unc-52 protein homolog 1. Lineage: Eukaryota; Viridiplantae; Streptophyta; Magnoliopsida; Rosales; Cannabaceae. The transcript has 16 exons. Gene Ontology annotation, biological process: mRNA splicing, via spliceosome. The record is from RefSeq and is a predicted model, not a curated record. Gene Ontology annotation, cellular component: precatalytic spliceosome. Gene Ontology annotation, molecular function: protein binding. Bases 153 to 1694 code for a protein of 513 amino acids.
UUGAUGAGAUUGUGAACCGUCCAAACGCAGCCUGCUUAGUGCUGUUUGCCACAGUGGUAGUUUCAGUUUCUUCUUCCUUCCAGUUCUGCCUCAGUUCAUAACGUUCAUCUGCAAAACCCUAACCCCUUUCACUCCGAAACUUGGCCGACGACAUGUCUACUCUAGAAAUCGAAGCUCGAGAUGUGAUCAAGAUUGUGCUUCAAUUUUGUAAAGAAAAUUCGUUGCACCAAACCUUUCAGACUCUGCAGAGUGAGUGUCAGGUAUCUUUGAACACUGUAGACAGCGUUGAGACAUUUGUUGCUGAUAUUAAUAGUGGAAGAUGGGAUGCAAUAUUGCCUCAAGUUGCUCAACUUAAACUUCCCAGGAAUAAAUUGGAGGACUUGUAUGAGCAGAUUGUUCUGGAAAUGAUUGAACUUCGAGAAUUGGAUACUGCUCGUGCUAUCUUAAGACAAACUCAGGUAAUGGGUGUCAUGAAGCAAGAACAACCUGAAAGAUACUUGCGACUUGAGCAUCUCCUAGUCAGAACUUAUUUUGAUCCGAAUGAGGCUUAUCAAGAGUCAACAAAAGAGAAACGACGUGCACAAAUUGCUCAAGCACUUGCAGCGGAAGUUACUGUUGUACCACCUUCUAGAUUAAUGGCUCUUAUUGGUCAGUCGUUGAAGUGGCAGCAACACCAAGGAUUACUUCCUCCAGGCACACAAUUUGACUUAUUUAGAGGAACAGCUGCUAUGAAACAAGAUGUAGAAGACACAUACCCAUCAACUCUUGCACAUACCAUAAAGUUUGGGACAAAAAGUCAUGCAGAGUGUGCUCGUUUUUCACCAGAUGGACAGUUUCUUGUUUCCUGCUCUGUUGAUGGAUUUGUUGAGGUCUGGGAUUAUAUUAGUGGGAAACUGAAGAAGGAUUUACAGUAUCAGGCUGAUGAAACUUUCAUGAUGCAUGAUGAUCCAGUGCUUUGUGUAGAUUUUAGUAGGGAUUCAGAGAUUCUUGCAUCUGGGUCACAAGAUGGAAAAAUCAAAGUUUGGCGUAUAAGAACUGGUCAGUGCUUGCGCCGUCUUGAACGCGCGCAUUCUCAGGGUGUCACAAGUGUUGUUUUUUCUCGAGAUGGAAGCCAGUUGCUAAGUACAUCAUUUGAUAGCACAGCACGGAUUCAUGGUCUUAAAUCUGGGAAGUUGUUAAAAGAAUUUCGAGGACAUGGAUCUUAUGUAAAUGAUGCAAUCUUUACACAUGAUGGCGCUCGUGUUAUUACUGCAUCUAGUGAUUGCACUGUUAAAGUUUGGGAUGUGAAGACUACCGAAUGCCUGCAGACAUUCAAACCACCUCCUCCUUUAAGGGGAGGGGAUGCGUCUGUGAAUUCUGUUCAUCUUUUCCCAAAAAGUACCGACCACAUCAUUGUAUGCAAUAAGACCUCAUCUGUAUACAUCAUGACACUUCAAGGACAGGUUGUGAAGAGCUUUUCAUCAGGUAAAAGAGAAGGUGGAGAUUUUGUGGCCGCUUGUGUGUCACCUAAAGGGGAAUGGAUUUAUUGUGUUGGUGAAGACAGGAAUAUAUACUGCUUCAGCUACCAAUCUGGUAAACUAGAGCACCUAAUGAAGGUUCAUGAGAAAGAUGUAAUUGGUGUCACUCAUCAUCCCCAUAGAAAUUUGGUGGCCACAUAUGGUGAGGACUGCACAAUGAAAUUAUGGAAGCCUUGAAUAUCUUUUGUAUUGAGUCUAUUGACCGCAAUUCAGUCUUGUAAACUAAUAUUUUUUUCCGUCUUUUUACAGUAAUUUUGUUUUGUAUAUUUAGGUUUAGUUUAAAAUGUAAUGUUGUUUGCUAUUUCCCCAAGGCUGUUCUAGUGUAUUCGCGGGAGAGCUGCAGACUCUCCUUUGGCGUUUUGGUA